Molecule: messenger RNA, 2684 nt
Organism: Lolium perenne
Lineage: Eukaryota; Viridiplantae; Streptophyta; Magnoliopsida; Poales; Poaceae
Biological process (GO): regulation of salicylic acid biosynthetic process
Cellular component (GO): nucleus
Molecular function (GO): calmodulin binding; sequence-specific DNA binding; DNA-binding transcription factor activity
Source: RefSeq, a predicted model, not a curated record
ACUCCGCCACUAGGCCACUAGUAUAUAGGCAAACCAAGCUCGCGUCCAAAAGUCCCACUGCCCAUCGCGCAGUUCCCCCCAAUCGGACUCCCCCACGCUCCCAGCUCCCCCACCCCGCCCGAACGCGCGUGAUGGCGCACAAGCGGCCGUUCGACGCCGUCGCGCCGGAGCAGGAGGCGGCGCCGUCCCCGAGGAAGCGGCUGCGGCGGGCGGUCUUCAUCGUGAUGUUUCUCCGCAGCGACAGGAGCAGGGCGAGGGCGGCGGCGGUCACGGGCGAGCAGAUGGAGCACGUGGUUCGCCAGGUGCUCGCCGCGUGGCUUGGGUCCAUGGAGGAGAGGCUAUUCCGCGAGCUCCCGGGCAUACUACGGGGAUUGUCGGCGGAGCAGCUUGGCGCUUUUCCCAGAUCGUUCGUGGGAUCCAAAGAAGAUACAGUUCGGCCAGUUCUCCAGAAACAUAUGCAGGAGCCACAACGAGCUUCCCAUCCUAAUGGUGCUGAUGAGCCUUCAAUUUCAAGAUCUGUUAUGGUAUCCAUGGAAGAGAAGAUCCGGUCAGUUCGCCAGAAACAGAUGCAGGAACCACAACCAGCUUCAUUUCCUAAUGGUGUUUAUGAGUCUUCAAGUUCAAGGGUGAUACCACAAGGUCUUCCUGAAUCUGGAGGUAGCUCUGGAGUAGUCAGGCUACGGUUUGUUGGUGUUGACAGACCAGAAGAUCCACUUUUCACUCGUUGUCCAGUAGAAUGGCAGAAUGGAGAAAACCCGAAGGUAGCAAUAUUUCUAAAUGAGAAGCAAAUCACAGGCGGUGAUCUUUCUAAGCUGCAAAUUGAGAUUUUGUCAGUCAAUGCCGAAUUCUUUACUGAGAGAGGACAAGAUGAUUUCACUGAAGAGGAAUUCAACAAACAUAUACAUAUGUGUAAAGGGCAAGAGUCAGUCUUGACAACUGUUAAUAUGAGAAAUGGUGAGGCCGAUCUUGGUUGCAUCAUCUUUAAAGAGAGCUCCUACAGGCAAAAGUUAAGAUUGGCAGCAAGAGUGAAAAGGCAGGAUCUUAGAGUCAGAGUUCAAGAAGCAAUUACUUAUCCCUUCGUUGUCAAAGACCGCCGAAGUGAAUUAAACGCAAAGAGUAAUUGUCCAUCUAAGGGAGAUGCAAUACAUCAAUUGAGGAAAAUUUCCCAAAAGGGAAAACAUUGGAUUGCCCUUACCGAGAAAAAGAUCACUACAGUGAAGCACUUGUUGCGUCAGUAUCACAAAGAUAAAACUGGUCUACAAAAGCUUACUGGCAUGAAGAAAGAGGCUUGGAGCACCAUGAUUAAUCAUGCCACCACGUGUGAUCCUGGGGAAGAGAUUUACUCUUAUAGAGUCGCGGAGGGUGAACUCUUAUUCAACGAUUUCUAUUAUCUUGUCGGUAUGAUGAUGAAUGGAACAUAUGUUCCCGUCAGAGACCUUGAGCAGUUUCCGCAGCAUACAGUGAACAACUGGAAAAUGUCUGCGUACGAGAAAUUUGAGGAGCGAGAGAACUCAGGGGGUCUUAUUCCUGACUAUGUGAUGUGCAAGUUCAAUGGUCGCUUGAUGAUCAAUGGCCGCCCUGUCUGUGCAGUCCCUCUGAACAAUGAUGCAGGUCCUUCUAUACCAGCUACAACGAUAUUGCCAUAUCCUAAUAAUAUGGCUGCAAAAAAGGGUGUAGGUCUAACUGGCCAACAUAAUGGAUACUUAAGCUCCUUGACGACUGAUGCUCCUGGUACUUCUUGUCCUGUAAAAGAACUUGGUCAGCAUGAUCGGUCUAUGCCACAAAAUGGAAAUCCUUACUAUCCAACUCAGGAAAAAUUCGUGAAUUGUGAGGGACCAUUCUCAGGACAGCCAACUGUUCCUUCCCAGAAUUUUCUGCCAGUUUCAGAGGACGACUUGAUCCCAGGUGCAAGUCUGAUUGGCCAACAGAAUGGGUCCUUAAACUCCUUGAUAACUGAUACUCCUGAACUUGGUCAGCACCAUCCUUUUAUGUCACAGAAUGGAAGUCCUUGCUACCUGACACGGAUAAAUAUCUUAAAUGAUCAAGGAUCAUUCUCAGGACAACCAACUAUUCCGUCCCACGGUGCUUUGCCAGUUCGAGAGGAGGACAUGAUCGCAGGUGCAAGUCCAACUGGCCAACAGAAUGGGUACUUAGGCUCCUUGGUGACUGAUGUCCCUGGUACUUCUUGUCCUGUAACAGAUGGACUUAGUCUGGGAACGUCUUCAUUUAACAAUGCGACGGCUGACAUCUGGAGUGGGUUUUCUCCAACUGAAUUACAGGAAUUUCUACUACAAGUGAAUUUUGCAGACCAGGACAUUGUACAUGCUAACAACGCAGAACUGCCGAAUUCCAACUUCCGAUUUGAUGGUUAUGAACAUGAUGACAGCAACCCAUGAUUAAACUUGACAUGGCUGCAACCGGCAUUCCUCUACCAGACUGAACUAUUCUAGUGUUACGAAACCAUAGUGUCGUAAAUAUAAAGUGUUGUAAGUAGCAACCGAGAUUUUUCACACUGCCCAUGUAAAGCUUGUAUGGCUACCCGCUGUACUAGACAUUUGGCUUGCAUUCUUAUUAAUGAACUCAGAAACAAGAUAGGUGUCUUGUAUUGAACACCGAUAGCAUUUGUACUGCUAAACUUUGUGUAAUCCUAUCAAAGUAUCAAUCAAGCUUCCUAGUUAUAUUAA